Molecule: messenger RNA, 2368 nt
Organism: Amphibalanus amphitrite
Lineage: Eukaryota; Metazoa; Arthropoda; Thecostraca; Balanomorpha; Balanidae
Product: histone deacetylase 3-like
Exons: 10
Coding region: 367-1677 (436 amino acids)
Molecular function (GO): histone deacetylase activity
Source: RefSeq, a predicted model, not a curated record
GGAAUUCUGCUUACGAAGAAAACGAACACGUCCACGGGAUUAUUUUGCUUGCUUGUGCCUGGAGCUUGAGAACGACACGGACUGAUAAUCAAGAUAUGGGUUUUUGUGCCUGAAAUAAACUGAUUUCUGCGCCAUGGACUAUUAAAAAGAUUUCAGGAUACCUAAGAGAAGUGGUUUUAGGCUGUAUGAGUGGUUUAUUCUUUGGGAAUGGUUCAUUAGUGCUACCCAAUGCUGCUUCACUUCACUUGCUUGGCUUUUAUCCACUUCAACUUACUUUUUGAAGGUUUAUGCUUAAUUUCCUAGUAUUGCCUUCUUAUUUGAUUGUGGAUUGUUUGUGAAUAUCUGCACUCUGGUAUCAAGCUUAUCAUGACGUCUACCAGCCCCAGAACAGUUGCGUAUUUUUAUGAUUCUGAUGUCGGCAACUUCCAUUUUGGGCCCAGCCACCCGAUGAAGCCUCAUCGACUGGCUGUGACUCACAGUCUGGUGCUCAACUAUGGCCUCUACAAGAAGAUGCACGUGUACAAGCCCUACCGUGCCAGCAGCCAAGACAUGGUACGAUUCCACUCCGGGGAGUACAUCGACUUCCUGCAGAGGGUCACGCCCAUGAACAUCCACAGCUUCAGCAAGAGUGCCACCCACUUCAAUGUUGGCCUUGAUGACUGUCCCGUUUUUGACGGUCUGUACGACUUUUGCUCGAUGUACACGGGCGCUUCUCUGGAUGGCGCCACCAAGCUGAACCACAACACGUGCGACAUCGCCAUCAACUGGUCGGGCGGUCUCCACCACGCCAAGAAGUUCGAGGCCUCCGGGUUCUGCUACAUCAACGACAUUGUCGUGGCUAUCCUGGAACUACUCAAGUACCACCCGCGGGUGCUGUACAUCGACAUCGACUGCCACCACGGCGACGGCGUGCAGGAGGCGUUCUAUCUGACGGACCGCGUCAUGACCCUGUCGCUGCACCAGUACGGCAACGGCUUCUUCCCCGGCACAGGCGACAUGUACGAGCUGGGCUCGGAGGCCGGCAAGUACUACUCUGUGAACGUGCCGCUCAAGGGCGGCAUCGACGACCCCAGCUACAUGCAGAUCUUCAAACCCGUCAUCACGUCUGUGAUGGAGUAUUACCGGCCGACGGCCAUCGUGCUGCAGUGUGGCGCCGACUCUCUGGCUCUGGACCGACUCGGCUGCUUCAACCUCAGCACCCGCGGACACGGCGAGUGUGUGAAGAUGGUGAAGGACCUGAACGUGCCGACCCUGGUGCUGGGCGGCGGCGGCUACGUGCUGAAGAACGUGGCGCGCUGCUGGACCUACGAGACCUCGAUCCUGGUGGACACGGAGAUCAGCGACGAGCUGCCCUACACCACGUACUACGAGUACUUUGCGCCGGACCUGUGUCUGCACGUGGACAGUAUCCCGCGCCAGGAGAACGGCAACACCAAGGCCUACAUCGAGAGCAUCAUCCGCACCACACAGGACAACCUUCGCAUGGUCGAGUUCGCUCCCAGCGUUCAGAUGCACGAGCGGCCACCGGACUUUAUCAAAAAGGAAGAGGACGAGGACAUGAAGAACCCCGACGAGCGGGAGACGGAGGAGGAGGCGAAUGCCAGGGUGGAGCCCGAGAACGAGUUCUACAACGGGGAAAAGGACAAUGACCAGGACGCCACCUCGAGAACCACGUGACUCGCUCCGUCCGGACGGACUGUAAAGUGAGCGUGUCACGUGACCGUGGAGGUCGGCCAGGGCUACGACGUCCAGCGGAUGGCCUCCGUAUAAGUGUAUUAAGAUCUCUGAUAAGUGAGAACGGGUCGCCCCGUGGAGACGUGAUGUGAAGUGUGAUCUGGCGAAGUCGCCAGUGUCCCCGGACUCUGAAGCCGUGUGCCGAUACUGAGUGCUCGAUGAGGUUGGAUGGACCGGCUCCGUGGGUUGAUAUCGCCCCCUGGCGGCCUGCGGUUGACUGGUCGGACACAGCGGCGACAGAAGCGCUUGGUGAAUUGUCAUACUGUGGCAACUGCGACAUAAGGAGUAUAAAUGACUGUUAAUGGUCUGUCGCGACUUGGGCAUCUCAGUCAUGUGACCGAACUAUGUUGGAUAAUGAGCGGAGUGUUCCGACGAUCUGUGCUCAUUUUAUCGUGGUUGACCGCGCUGGAAGUUAGCAAAGUAUGUUACUUUUGCACAGUCCCUGGCUCGAGAAGCGCCGCUGACGCCGAGAACAGGCAGUCGAGCGUUCUGUCAGUUGAUCGGCGUGUGUCGGUAUCUAUUGACUUUGUACCUGUGGUGUGGUGCGUCCGAGUUCUUUUGACUCGGGUCAUCGUCAUUUCCCAUCUCUUGGCCCAUCAGCUUGUUAUGUAAUAAAACCGAGCUAAAAACUGGA